CGCCGCGCAGCCUGUCCGGAGCUCGCUUCCUCCUCCCCUUAAAGCAGAAAGAUAAUCUCCACAGACGCACCAACAAUGGGAGAGCUGGACGCGCGCGAUGGCCCCCGCUCCGUUUGCAUUAUAAUUUAAAAACCGACGCACUUGGCUUCACCGCCGGCGAAAAUGGCGACGGGGGCAGGCUGGCAGCCUCCGUACAACACCUCAUCCAGCGCCAGCAAAUACGCCUCCUCUCCAACAGCAUCCAGCAUGUUUUACGACGGGAGUUUAACGCUGGAAUACACCCCGGACCUGCAUCUGAAGAUGAGCAAGAAGAUAGCCCAGCUGACAAAGGUAAUUUAUGCUCUCAACACCAAGAACGAUGAACAUGAAGAGGAAAUCGAGUCGCUGAAAGAGGCCCACGAGGAUGAGGUCCAACACAUAGUGACAGAAACCAGAGACAAGAUCAUGCAGUACAAGAGCAAAAUGGCGGACGAGGCGGACCUGAGGCGGCGGCUGGCCAGUCUGGAGGAAUCUGUCGAGCUCCACGACCACAUGAAGAGACAGCAGGCCUUAGCAGAGUUUGAGAUGUACAGACAGAGGAUGGAGGAUUCGCAGCUCUGCACUGAGGCCCAGCAUACCCAGAGAGUGGUUUCUAUGAGCAGAGAGGUGGAAGAGAUGCGUCGCGAUUUUGAGGAGAAGCUUCGGGUGUUCAGCCAGGCUCAGGCCCAGUUUGAGGCAGAUAAACGGCGAGCACUGGACGAGCUGAGGGCCACCCACCGGCAUGAGGUGGAGGAGCUCCGCAACAACCAGCAGAACCACACUGCGACCUCUGCCGAGGACCAGGAGAAACUGGCCGAGCUACAUAGACAAGAGGUGGAGGCUUUGAUGGACAGGUUAGAGGAGCUAUCGAAGGAUAAGGUCCGUCUGGUGGAGGAGUACGAGGCCAAGCUGGCCAAGGCUCAAGAGUACUAUGAGAGAGAGCUUGAGGCCAUGAGGAGGACGCACCAGCUGACCACCGAGAACCUGCUGGCCUGGAAGAGGACGGAGGUGGAGCUGCGGAAGGAGUUCCAAGCUCAGGAGGCAGCGCUGCAGCGUUCGCUGUCCAAGCUGAGGAGCGAGCUUCAGAAAGCUCAGGAGGAGGCCCGGGAGAACCGGGACAAAACCAACAGACUGCAGACAUCACUAGCCAACGCAGAGGGAACCAUUAAGAACCUGCACAAGCAGCUGGAAGAAGCCAUCCAGGAUGGAGAAAUCUGGGUGAUGCAGCUGAAGGACACAGAGUAUGAACUGGAGAGCAGCAGGGAACGAGUUCAGCAGCAGGCUACGGAGAUCCUCCACAAAGCCAGUCAGAUUGGUUCCUUGCAGGCCACCCAGAUGGCUCACGAGGCGACCAUCAGGAACCUGGAUCAGGAGCAGAGUCGGCUCAAAGAUAAGAUCAGCCGACUGGAGGAGGAGAGGGAGGCACUGCUCAAUCAAAGCCAGGCGGCCAGCGAACAGCACAAGCAGCAGCUGCUCCAACUGGAGCAGUCCCUCCGGGAGGAGCAUCAGGGCUAUGAGAAGGAGCUCUCUAGGCUGAGAGCUCACUAUGAGGAGGAGACCCUUCGCUUUAAGGAGGCUCAGGUCAGAGCGCUGGAGGAGCUGGAGGAGAAGCACAGGAACAUGAGGGAGGAGGCUGAGCAGGAGAAAGAGGAUGAGAAGAAACUCCUCGUUACGAAAAUGAGCCAGGAGUUUGAGAUUAAACGUCUCUCCCUAGAAGAGCAGAGGGAUCGUCUUCAGCAACAACUGGACAACCUGAAAGAGGAGCUAACGGCUAAAGUCAACAUGGCCAAUCAGGAGGUGUCCCACCUGCAGGAGCUGGUGAGGGAGGGGGAGCAGAACCUGAAUUCGGCUCAGACGCAGAUAGGCUGUCUGAAGGAAACGCAGGAGAAGCUCCGGAUAGAGCUGGAUGCAACCAGAGGCAGAGUGCGAGAGACCAGCAACAUGCUCACAGAUCUACAGGAGGAGAUUGAGACCCAGAAGCAGCAGCACGAUGCCAGAGUGAUGGCCAUCAGAACAGAGGAGAAACAGAAGAUGGACAAGAUGGCGGAUGACUUGGAUCAGAAAUGGAGAGAUGCUCUGCGGGAGGAAGUACGUUUGCUGAAGGAAGAGCUGAGUGAGGAGUAUGAAGCCGACAAACAGGCAGCUCUCAACCAGCUUUCCCAGCAGAAGGAGCUGGAGCUGAUGGCCGCAAGAGAGGGCUGGCAGAGGAAAGUGGAAGACCUGCUCGAACAGAUAUCUCUCCUCAAACAGUCUCUGGAGCUCCAGUUGUCACAAUCUCAGUCAGCUCUGCAGCAGCUGCAGUCCCAGUUCAACCAAGAGAGGGAGCUGCUGAGCCAACAGCUUAAAGAGAUGCAGAGAGAACAUCAGAGGAGGGAGCAUCGGUUACAGGAAGCUCACUGCUGUGCCCUCAGCACCAUGGAGGAGGCCAGACAGCACCAGAUCAGAGCCCUGGAGGAGCGUCUUAAGCAGGAGCACAGGGAGGAGGUUCAUGCUCUGAAGGAGGCCCACAGGAGGACCUUGGAAAUCCUCAGGCAGCAGUCAGAGCAGGAGCUGCAGACUCUAAGAUUUGAACUGGAGGACGAGGGCAAAGCAAAGCUGGCGUCUCUCCGAGCAGAACUGAACCACCUCCAUGCUACGGCCGUUGAACAUUUGAAGCAGCUCCACCUCAAAGAAAACAGUGCAGCUAAAAGAGAACUGGAGAAAGCAAUGGAACACAGCCACCAGCAGGAACAGGAACUCCUGGUUCGCAUCUCUGACCUUCAGGGAGAGUUGUGUUCCCGUAGCAACCGCAUCACCGAUCUGGACCACGAAAUCCACUCUCUUAACGAGACUAUCGACACUUUGACCAGAGAGCUGGAGUUGAAGGGCAAAGAGGUACUCAGAGUUCGCAGUGAAGCCAACCAUCAGAUAAGAGCUCAUGAACAGGAUCUAAUAAAGAGGCAUGAGAGGGAUCUGGAUGAGAUAAAGGUUGUUCAUCACAGAGAGGUGCAGAUUAUGCUGGCUGACUUCAACAAAGCUCAGGAGGUGCUCAAAGACAAGAUCUCUGCUCUGCAAAUCCUGUUGGAGGGCACAGAGGAGAAGCUGAGAAACAGAGAGAGUCGACCAGAAGAUCUGCAUCUCAUAGCGGAGCUCAGAGAGAUGGUCACUGAAAGAGAAGCUCUGGUCAAAAAACUGGUUGAUGACAAGAAGUUCUACCAGCUGGAGUUGGUGAAUAGAGAGACGGGCUUCAGCAAGGUCUUCAAUUCCAGUGCUAAUGUUGGUGUCAUCAACCCUCUUAUCAAGUCAAAAACAGGCAGCCAAUCAGAUCAGCGCCUCACCAGCUUUCCUAGCCAUUCAGCUCUCCGAUUCGUCAGCCCUCCCACCAUGAGCCACGAAGGCCAGGAAGAGGGCGGACGGGAGGCGGAGGAGGUAGGACCUGGAGGCCGCUUUGCGCUUCCUCACUCCCUCCUCCAGAGGUCCCUCCCAAGACCUAAGAAAGCCCUGUCACUGUUCAGCCCUCUUCCCCCUCCUUCUUCUUCUCUUCCUCUACCUCAGCAUCCUCCUCUUCCUCAUCAUCCCCCACACCAUCCCAUGCCAAGCCUUGCUCCUCCUCAUGCUCCUCAGGAUCCUCUCGCGCAGCAUCAGGGCCUUCAGCGCUGUGGGAGCCUUCCUGAAGCCAGCGCUCCAGCACCAUCAAGGGGGAUUGAGGUAGAAAAACGCAAAGAGUAUAUUCCAAAAGAGGAAGACUUGUUCUCUCUGUACUUCUCUUUCUGACUGGCAAAAAAAAAAAAUACCCCAGUUCUGUCAAAAAAAUGGGCAAAUGUAAUGGGACAGAGAGCUAGAGUUUGAUAUUGAUCAAACUACUAUUUGAGUCAUUUGAUGGAUUGAGAUAUCAGGCAUGCAGUCAUCAUCGCAGCAUUUCAUGCCUCCAGCUUGACUUCUUCUUCCGUAGGGCUUCCAUGCUGAGCCUGAAGAAGAGAGACUAACCAGUGCUUCCUGUUUGUUAAGAUUUCAUAACUGCCUGAGGAGAGAGGAUCCAAAACAUUUCAAAAAGAGGUAUCUCCUAGGUUACAGUGAAAAACAGAUGUUUACAUGCACUUUAUAUAAGGACUCUUUUUUUUCUUUCUUUCUUUUUUUAAACAACUUUAGCUGUUUUAAAUAAUUCGGAUUCAUUCCAGAAAUACUUGUUUCAUUUUCUACAAAUUUAGAGAUUUUCAUCCCUUUCCUUAGUAUUUGGUCAAAGCUUUUCAACUGCUGAUUGGGUCAAAUCUUUUGGAAUUUUUGCCACAAUCUUUUCACAAUUGUGUUGAAUGUUCUGUCCUAUUUCUACAGAUCACUAAAGAUGUUUGUAAGUCAACUUGCUAAUAUACACAUGGCUAAAGUCUCAGAGCAUUAGUUUUGCAGUCCCUGGGCCAUUUAUUAUUUUUUUUAAAUCUAAUUUUGUGGUAUUUUUAUAGUUAUGAGGCAUUUGGAAAACCAAUGUUGUACCCAAACUUGGCUGAUGUUUUAAAUUUUGGUUCCUGUUUCCACUUAAUGAUCCUUUUUCAGUAACCUCUAUAUUAUGAAAUUUACGCCGCUUCCUUUUGCGGCAAAACUUCCCAAAAAAGUGCUGAAACCCCCGUAAAUUGCAUUUUCAUGUGCGCGACAGUAUCUUGGGUUUCUGCUAAUUCUGAAAAUGCAUAUUUUCACAAUUGUGGUAUUUCCGUUGAAUAAAAAAUUACAAUUUCAGAUGAAUAACUUGUUCACGCCAUAAAUCGGAAAUUAAGUUUAUUGCCAAGUAGGUUUGCACUUCAAAGAAAUUUUAACUAUAGUUAUAUACGAUAUAAAACAUACAAUAUGUAAUGUGAAGCUAUAUAAUAUAUACACAGUAGACUGUGUGUUAAUGUAAUGCAGGAGGUCUGGAGAUGCUAUGUUGUAGCUUCUAGGUCCUGAACAGGGGAGGGAGCGAGGCAGUGUCAGUGUCAUGGGCCUUGUUGAUAGGGCUGGUAGCGGAUGGGAAGAAACUGUUCUUGUGGCGUGAGGUUUUGGUCCUGAUAGACUCCUACCAGAGGGAAUUGGCUGAAAUAGAUUGGGGUUUGGAUGCGAUGGGUCAGACAUAAUCUUCCCUCUAUGCCUCAGAGUCCUGGAGGUGUACAGAUCCUGGAGAGAUGGAAUAUUGUGUCUGAAUUCCUCAGCUGGUCAUCCAAAAUAAAAAUUUCCCCUUAUUAUCUAACUGCACUUUUUAUGUUACAGGUUUAAACAAAUUACUUUCAAAAUUAUAGUGGGUUUGAUAAAGUUCUAACAGUUCUAAGGGUCUAAGGGAAUGGUAGGUCAUUCAAAACGUAGCAGCACUAGCAUGUUCCUUUACAACAGAGGUGGGCAAUUUCACUUCCUGACGGCCGGUUUCCUGCAACUUUUAGCUGUUCCUUUGGUUCAUCACACCUGAAUCAAGUAAAUAGAUGAUUCAGAGGACUGCAGAGGAACUGAAUGUAUACUGAGGAGGUAAUUCAGCCAUUCAAUUCAGGUGUGUUGAACCAAGGAUGGAUCUAAAAGUUGCAGGAUACCAGCCCUCAGGAACUGAAAUUGGACACCCCUGCUUUACAAGCUCAAACAUUUAAUCUAUAAACUGAUCAAUACUGCUAGUCACUGAACUGCUAUCUAGUUGUAUUACCAGUUUUAGUUGUGAAUCACAGAUUGGUUAUUGAUUAAGUGAAAACUUUUAUAAUCUCUGGAAACGAUUAAAUAGGCUCGAUACCAUAUUGUGAGAUAGAUUCCCAGACCAUGAUGGCUACGCCACCAUACAUCUCAUUAUUUGGAGGUCAUCCAGGAAAAUGUCUGCAACUCCUACUCCAUAAAAAAUAAAUCUUGUCUUCAAGAACUGACAUUUAGGCUACUUCAUGUGUCUUGUAAUUUUAACUGUGGCGACUUCCUGACUUUACUUUAGCCUUUCCUCACAGGUAACUGUAGGGUGUCUUUACUUUCUGCUCUUCUUUAUAUGAUUUUCUAUUCUUCUGGUUAAUGUUUGGUGCAACUUAUUUUGCUCAUUUGUGACCUUCAAUGUUAAAAGGUUUUAAGUAUAUUUCACAGAACAAACGGUGCCACUGUUUAUUUAAACCUACACAGAAUCAGCUACUUUCAUGCUAUGAUUGAUCUGCUGCUUUUCAUUUACUUUAUUGCUCCUUUUAGUAAUUAUUCUGCUAUGUGGAGGUAUCAUUUAUACCAAAAUGUUUGAAUAUGUUUUGUCACAUGAUUUUGAAUUCUGCUCAUGUGUGUUACUGUUGCCAAUUAUGUUGGUUCUGGUUGUGCUUUUUGGCCUCUGCAGUUAAAAACGCACCAGCAUGAACAAGGAAAUCAAAGCCCAACUUUAGCUUCCUGUCCCAGUACUUUGUCUUUGUACAUAAAGUACGUGUAUGAAAUUAAUUUUUUCUAAAUGUCCAAGCUACUGGAGGGGCGGGGGUUUGGUUUAGUUUGUGGCGCCACAACAGUCUCAGGAGGAGAAACACACAGAUCGGCUAAACUAAGCUCCCCCAGUGCUUUUAUUCUCACACUAUUUAUUAAAAGAAACAAAGCUACUGUUUUUCCUGUGGUCUGCUUGAUACACCUCAGGAGCACAGAGAUAAAGAUGAAGAGUUUCGCCAGUUUGACCCGAUUGAUUUUGUUUUUUAAUAUUUAAUGCCAAGGAGAGUUUAGUCUAAGUUUAAUUACAGAUUCAAUGUUGGUGUCAGGGCCUGAACUCCUCUGCUUGGGUCUCUGGCUGUGAGGGCAGACCACAGAGCAUGUGAAAACAGAAACGCUCAUGCUGCUCUCAUUCACUUCAGAUAUCACAUCUUUACAGUGCACUGUCCAAUUUUUUUAUUUUUAAAACAAAAGUUUACAUAUUUAUCGUCCUGAUAACCUUCGGGCAUCUCAAGUUUUUCUUUCAAAGCUGCAUGCUCAUCUUCAACCUCAUCGGUUUGUUCUCAGAAAGUCAGUUUAAGAGCCCGAAACAUUAACAGUUUAUUUCAAUCCAGUGAGCACUCGUCUUCCUUUACAGAAGAAGGGGAGACUGCAGGCUUUCAGGAAGUGUUUGAACUCUUACAGCUUAAGCAAGGCUUUGCAAACAGCAGAAUAUAAUACAAUAACAAUUUUGGCCUAAUUUUUUUUCUUUGUUUGAAACCACGAUCAGACUGAAGAAAGGCAGUUACAUGAGAAAAUCCUUACAUCUUUCACUGGGAUAACAUUUAGUUCACAUUUUGUUAUUUGACACCCUAAAAGGUAUGUUCACAUCACUGGAACCGGUUUGACAUCCAUGAUGUAGAGGCUGGAUCUGGAGUGAAAGUGAGCGAGGCGAGGGUGGCGACUUUUGGGAGGGAAAUGGGACCAUUUUGGCAAAUUUAACAAAAUUUAAUCACCUUCAUCCUUGUG
Molecule: messenger RNA, 7380 nt
Organism: Cyprinodon variegatus (sheepshead minnow)
Lineage: Eukaryota; Metazoa; Chordata; Actinopteri; Cyprinodontiformes; Cyprinodontidae
Product: protein FAM184A-like
Exons: 24
Coding region: 163-3771 (1202 amino acids)
Source: RefSeq, a predicted model, not a curated record